AUGAAUGAUAAGUUCCUUUAAUUAAGAAAUAAUUAUUGCUAUCAAUACAACAAGCGAUUUAUUAAAAAUUAUGAAUAACCUCAAUGUUCUUAAAGAGUGAAAACCGAUACUCCUCCAAUACUUAAACAAAAUAAGUAUACAUAUCAUUCGCCAAGGAAAUUUAUUAAAACUACUUAAGCUUCAUUUUUUGAUCAUUUUAAAAAGUUUCCAACACCUAAGCCAACUGCUUAUUAAACUUACUUACAAACACUACUAGAAAAUAAAAUUGAAAUUUAAGCCAAAUAAAAAUAGUAACCAUCUUUCACUAUGCAUAAUGUUAAUGGUCAGAAAAUUAACACCUAUCGGCAAAUAAAGGAUUCGACAAAUAAUCAAUCUAAACGUCAUCAUCAAAUUAAAUCUGAGAUUAAAAUGCCCUCAAAAGUUAAUCAACAAAAUAAAUCCUAAUUUAAUUCGCCACGAAAACUUUAAGAAUCGUUCAAAUAAAUUUCAAUAAAAAAAUUCGACAGGAUCAACAUAGCGAGAGCAUCAAAUGAAGUUUAAAUUAUAAGAAGUGAUAGAAUUCAGACUUUUGAUAAUAAUUUUGAUGACAUUGAACCUUGGAACACUUCUGAAAUAAAAUGA
This is a messenger RNA of Paramecium octaurelia, 621 nucleotides long. Lineage: Eukaryota; Ciliophora; Oligohymenophorea; Peniculida; Parameciidae. The record is from the annotation of a GenBank genome assembly.